Messenger RNA from Lactuca virosa, 246 nucleotides. The record is from the annotation of a GenBank genome assembly. Lineage: Eukaryota; Viridiplantae; Streptophyta; Magnoliopsida; Asterales; Asteraceae.
AUGUCAUCAACUUUCUUUUCCACUUGGCGUCGGCAACCGGUUAUAGUAGGUGGGUUACCCAAAUUAACCGGUAAAAAUCAAGGUUAUACUCUUAGAUGCAAAAAACAUGAGACUUUAAAGAAAGAGUGUUCAGUUUGGCUUUUAUCCCUUCAAAGUUCCAGUGGAAGAAUUAGGGCACGCUUUGCUCAGUCAAGUUUUCAAAAUCAUACUACAAUCUCAUACCUGCAAUUGAAAUUUUCGGGAUAG